Lampris incognitus (smalleye Pacific opah) is the source of this 1556-nucleotide messenger RNA. RefSeq names its product gastrula zinc finger protein XlCGF8.2DB-like. Gene Ontology annotation, molecular function: DNA-binding transcription factor activity; RNA polymerase II cis-regulatory region sequence-specific DNA binding. Lineage: Eukaryota; Metazoa; Chordata; Actinopteri; Lampriformes; Lampridae. Gene Ontology annotation, biological process: regulation of transcription by RNA polymerase II. The transcript has a single exon. The coding region runs from base 246 to 1424 and encodes 392 amino acids. The record is from RefSeq and is a predicted model, not a curated record.
AUGACGAUAAAGAUCAGCCUCUGCCCCCGCAACUCUACCAAACCCAGACAGAGGGAGACACAGAGCCCCCAGCUGUCACCUCAUUUGAACUGAAACAACUGAAAGCCAAAGACAACUUUUUAAUAUCAGAACCAACAAGUGACCACCAAACCCUCUCUAACUGCUGUCAUGUAACUAAGAGUGAAGCUGACCAUAUUUGCAGUCACCAAAACUGUGAGGCGGUGGGUUCAACUCAGAGAACAAGGAUGAAAUCUUACAAAAAGCCCUACAACAAGUGCAAAAUUUGUGGGAAAGUUCUUUAUAAUUUGGAAAUUUUUAAAAUUCACAUGACAUUUCACACAGGGGAAAAGCCUUUCAAAUGCACCACUUGUGGGAGAGAUUUUACCUGGAAGUAUGACAUGGAGAGGCAUACAAGGACUCAUGCAGGGGAGAAACCAUUCGGAUGCGCCAUGUGUGGGACAAUGUUUACCCACAAGUCACAUUUACAAACACACAUAAGGACUCAUACAGGGGAGAAACCAUUCAGAUGCGGCACUUGUGGGAAAAUGUUUACCUGGAAGUCACAUUUACAAGGGCAUGUAAGGACUCAUACAGGGGAGAAACCAUUCAGAUGUGUCACAUGUGGGAAAAUGUUUACCCACAAGUCAAAUUUACAAACACACAUGAGGACUCAUACAGGGGAGAAGCCAUUCACAUGCGGCACUUGUGGGAAAAUGUUUACUCAGAAGUCACAUUUACAAAGGCAUGGAAGGACUCAUACAGGGGAGAAACCAUUCAGAUGCGCCACACGUGGGGAAAUGUUUACCCACAAGUCAGAUUUACAAAGGCAUGCAAGGACUCAUACAGGGGAGAAGCCAUUCACAUGCGCCUCUUGUGGGAAAAUGUUUACCCGGAAGUCACAUUUACAAAGGCAUGUAAUGAUUCAUACAGGGGAGAAGCCAUUCACAUGCGCCUCUUGUGGGAAAAUGUUUACCCGGAAGUCACAUUUACAAAGGCAUGUAAUGAUUCAUACAGGGGAGAAGCCAUUCGGAUGUGUCACAUGUGGGAAAAUGUUUACCCACAAGUCAAAUUUGAAAAUACACAUGAGGACUCAUACAGGGGAGAAGCCAUUCACAUGCGCCACUUGUGGGAAAAUGUUUACCCAGAAGUCAGAUUUACAAAAGCAUGUAAGGACUCAUGCAGGCGAGAAGCCAUUCAGAUGCGCCACAUGUGGGAAAAUGUUUCCCCGCAAGUCAGAUUUACAAGCUCACAUAAGGACUCAUACAGGGGAGAAGCCAUUCGGAUGCAGCACGUGUUGGAAAAUGUUUUCCCACAAGUCAAAUUUACAAAAGCACAUAAGGACUCAUCCAGUGGAGAGCCAUUCAGGAGCUGUGAUUGUGGAAAUGGGUUCAGCUCAAAAUGGCAUCUCAAACGACAUGCCAUGAUCCAUACUGGUGAGAGGCCUCACAGGUCACUGUGAAAAAAGUAAACUGACUAUUUAUCUUAAUCAUUUAUAUUCAUUUCAUAUUGCAACAUGUGUCAGAGGAUUAAAUUGAAUCAUUAUAUGGUGCAACUGC